GGACCGGGAACGGGACCGGGACCACGACUGGGACAGGGAUCGGGACUGGGACCGAAAUAGGGACAGCCCCUGCUGGGGUGAGCCCUCAGAUCCCCCAGCUCCGGCCGGGGUGCUGCUCUCCCCUGGCAGCUGAGAUCGAGGAGCUUUCCAAGCACCCUGCCAGCUGAAAAGUUAUACUGGGCAUCAUGAAUGUCAAUGAUUUUGUAAUUCUCCCAGGCUCAAAAGCUGGAACCUCAAUGAGAUUAAAAACAAAAACUGUCAAGGAAUUGCAGUUGGAGAAAGCACAGUUAGAAACAGAAAACAGAGAGAUGGAGAAGAGAUUAUGGCAGCUGCAGUCAAACAUGAGCAGAGAAAAAGAAGAGAGGAGGAAGUUAGGUGCUUAUCACUGGAAAUCUGGGCAGGCAGGACCACCAAGGACCACCCAAGGCCAUUUUGUGGCACAAAAUAAUGAAAACAGGAAGAAGGUUUCUCCAGAAAAAGUGAAGUUGCAAAUACUCAAGAACGAGAUUCAAGAGCCAGUGAAAAAACCAGUUAAGCCUGAAAGAAAAAAUGUUGUGUCUCAUGAAAAAUUGGGGGUGAAGGGGAAGGCCUGUGCACCCCCUAAAAUUAAGGGUGAGCUGCUGGAACCAGCCUCAGAACCAGCCUGUGCAAACCUCGGAAAGCAGGACAGAGGAUCCUUGCUGAGUGGUGCCUUUGAUGAGGAGGAGUCUGCAAAGUCUUUUCAGGAAGCUUUACUUCAGUGGAGGAGAAGUAAAAGUGAUCCUGGAGGAGAUCUGUGUGCCAGUGGGGUCCCAUCAGAGCCUGUGGGAGUUUGUGAGGUACAGACCAAUGUUACAGCUCUGAAGGAACCCAUCCAUGUGGAAUUCCAGCAGGAUGGCCUGAGCUACAUGGAGAAACUCCUGCUGAAGAAAUACAGAAGAACUGCUGUUGAUCAAUUUUUUUCAAGUUGCAUGAAAGAUUCAAGGCCUGUGCAAGCCCUGAGUGUUCAUCAGGCUGAGGCUGCAGGAGGGGGACAAGGAGAUGAGGAUGAGGAUGAUGAUGAUGACAUUGAGGAGUUAACAGAUGAAGAGGUGAAGAAAUACUGGGCUUCUGUCUAUAGAGUUGGAGAAUCCAGCACUGUUUGUGAAAAUGCAGAGUCCUCUGUGAAAAUUGAGUUCCUUGAUGAUUCUCCUUGCAAGGAUUUGGAAGAAUCUUCACAUUCUUCAGUGGAGGAAACUGGAGCUGUGGGGAUGAAUAAGCAAGUCAAAGCUGACCCACUGGAGUGUGGAAGCAAUCCUGUUUCUCCUAAAGAAAUCUUUCAAGAAAAACCAAUUGUCUGCAGUGAUCUUGAGAUAAAUGCAGUGCAGGAGGAGAGUGCUGAACCAAAGGCUGGGGGAACAUCACUGAGCUCCUGUGAACUUCCUGAGGAGAUCUCAGACCUCACUAAAAGAAUGAGCAAAGAUCUCCUUGGGACUGAACUGAAGAGCAACACAGAUCUCCUGGAGCCAGAGCUGCAGGAAAGCAGGAGGGAGCCACAAGAACUGGGCAGUGUCUGCAGUAACCACAGUUUGGUCUUGCCUGUAAUUAAAAAAUCUUCAGCAUUACAGGAUGUAGCCAAAAGACAGAAAUGUGGUUCUACAUCAUAUCAGGGACUUGAAGGUUUCUUUGUUGUAGGUACAAACUCUAAACAAGAGAAGCUGGAGGCACCUUCUUCCCUGGCUGCUGCCUCCAGCCCUAGGGACAGGAGGAUCCAUUUGCCAGGAGAUGGGCAGUGGGUUUCUGAAAGGAGCCUAAGUGGAUAUGCUGAUGACUCUGUAGUUCAGGGUGUCUUGGGAAGUCAAGUGAACAGAGCUGAAAAUGCUCUCCAGGCUCAAAAGGAACUUUCUCCUCUGAUGGCAGCGUGGAUGCCACAGCCAGGCCCUGAAAAUCAUUCCAGCUUGACUUGUGAAGAUGAAACCUCCUCCAGCAGAGACUGGGAGAAGAUCUUUGGAAAUGCAGAAAAUUUCCAGAACACCCUGGAGCUGAAAGAUCACGACACAUUUGAUAUUUUUGGGGACUGGGAGGAAAGCCAAAUGGAUGCUGAGGAAGCAAUUCUGGAGGACAAACAGCAGGUGCUGGCAUUGCAGUGAACGUGGAAAGCUCAGUUCAGUCCCACCUUUGUGUGGUUCAAAACCAAGGAGAUCAAGAAAUGUUUUAAGUACUGCUCAAGACAUCAUUUACUAAGGAAUAUUCUGUAAAGCUGUCAUUAAAACUUCUUUCAAAUAGCCUUGAUUUGGCUUUUAUUAUUAUUAUUACUAUAAAGAAAUAACAGAAUAAAGCUGCUCUUGUACUGCUAUUUUAAAGGAUUGCUUUGUUUAUUAUUUUUAAUUCAAUGUAAGUUUUCUUACAAGGUGGAAUUUUGGGUCUCAAAUGUGCUCUUGUGUUGCCAAGCUGGAAGUUUCCACACCAGGGCUAUUGUUGGGAUAAAUUGGGGUUUCUGUAUCAUGCACAGGAGGAGUCCCUAAGGUCAAGUACACUUUGUUUUAGAAGGGACUUGCACCUUGCAGAAUAGAAUUUAACAGCUUUCCACUGUAUAUUUAAUUUUUCCUGCCACACUCCUUCCUAACUCCACCAGGGAGCCCAGACCAGCAGCAAAUCUUUGCUCAGAAUGAAAUAGGAGGAAAUUCCCUUUUUUUACCUGCUCCAAAAUUCCAGUUCAGGGGGAUCUGUGUCCAGGCAAAUCCAGCUGUGCUGUAAGUUGCUGCCUUACAGGCCUUUGAUAAUUAAAAGAACAAAGAGGAAAUGCAGUUUAAAUCAUCCUGGGUGGUUUAAAUUUUAACAAACAGCCCCAACUGUCCUUUUGAACUUGCUGUAUUUGUGUUGUAUAAAAGCUUUUUUCUUCCUCCUCCACAGAAAGUGUAAGGUUUAAUGCAAUUAGUGUAAUUUCUGUAAAAGGUCAUUUGGCCACUGUGGUGCUUUGAUGUAAAGAGGGUUUGGGGACUUUCUGCUCUCUUGUUGAGGAGAUGCUUAAUUGUACCCAGUAAUUGAGUGGCUUUGAAAUUACCUCAGUGGUAUCUUCUGCUAAAUCUUUAGGAUUCUCAGACACAGCAGCUUGCUUGGCUUUAACGUUCUCUUUCCCUUUGUGUGCCUGACUUUUUCCUUCUUUUCUUUGUUUCCUCCACUGUGUUUUUCAAG
Molecule: messenger RNA, 3153 nt
Organism: Catharus ustulatus (Swainson's thrush)
Lineage: Eukaryota; Metazoa; Chordata; Aves; Passeriformes; Turdidae
Gene: ZBBX
Product: zinc finger B-box domain containing
Exons: 18
Coding region: 186-2108 (640 amino acids)
Biological process (GO): cilium movement
Cellular component (GO): motile cilium
Source: RefSeq, a predicted model, not a curated record